Molecule: messenger RNA, 663 nt
Organism: Funneliformis geosporum
Lineage: Eukaryota; Fungi; Glomeromycota; Glomeromycetes; Glomerales; Glomeraceae
Source: the annotation of a GenBank genome assembly
AUGAUUGCGGCUGUGGUUCUAAAGGAAUUCUUACGUUUGACGUGCAAGGGUUGGAAGAUCGUUACAUUCGCCCUCAAUCAAUGGUUAAAUAAUAGUAAUUUCUCGUUAUUGAACAUUAACGAACAACUUACUGAACUAAAAGAUCGUAAAAUGUUCCAAGAAAUAUUUACCAAACCUAAAAACAUUAAGCUUGUUGAUAUCUUGUCAAAAUUAAAGGAUGCAGCAUCAAAUCCAAGUGACAAGAUGGAAUCAACAACUCAAGACUUGCUAGAAUAUCAUCAUCGUAUCUUGUUAAGAGAAGCGUACUACAAAAUUACGGGAACCGACCACUUUAGAAUAUCUCAAUAUUUCCGGUUUCGUAUAUCAUCUCGCAUAUUAUAUGCCUAUCAAUUGUAUGUCCAGAAAAUCUGUUCUCGAUCAGCGAUAGGUACGCAAGGAGCUUCACUGGUUUGGAAGAUUCAUGCACGUGUGAGGUUGAUGCGUGUUCCCUGGGAAAUGUCAUCGGCGCACCAUGAUUCGUUCUCUAAACGAAUCUCCAAACUUUGUUUACAUCCGGGUUAUAAGCAACGUGUGAGUAGUUCAUCUUUGCACCUCGUCGAUAAGAAGGGGAUCACGAUUGAAGAAUUACCCAGUGGGUUAUUUGGAUGCGCAGAAUCUAGCUAG